This is a messenger RNA of Acanthosepion pharaonis, 639 nucleotides long. The record is from the annotation of a GenBank genome assembly. Lineage: Eukaryota; Metazoa; Mollusca; Cephalopoda; Sepiida; Sepiidae.
AUGGAUUAUACCCACAGCCCAGAGUAUACUCGUGAAGGCUUCUAUCUAUCUAUCUAUCUAUCUAUCUAUCUAUCUAUCUAUCUAUCUAUCUAUCUAUCUAUCUAUCUAUCUAUCUAUCUAUCUCAUCCUAUACACUACCAGAAGGCUAUCUAUAUCUAUCUAUCUAUCUAUCUAUCUAUCUAUCUAUCUAUCUAUCUAUCUCAUCCUAUACAUUACCAGAAGGCUUCUAUCUAUCUAUCUAUCUAUCUCAUCCUAUACACUACCAGAAGGCUUCUAUCUAUCUAUCUAUCUAUCUAUCUAUCUAUCUAUCUAUCUAUCUAUCUAUCUCAUCCUAUACAUUACCAGAAGGCUUCUAUCUAUCUAUCUAUCUAUCUAUCUAUCUAUCUAUCUAUCUAUCUAUCUAUCUAUCUAUCUAUCUCAUCCUAUACAGUGUCUACCAGAAGAAUUGCAUUUUCAGACAUAUUCAAGUGUUUGUCCUUCGAUUCCAAUUUCUAUCUAUCUAUCUAUCUAUCUAUCUAUCUAUAUCUAUCUAUCUAUCUCAUCCUAUACACGACCAGACAAAGUGCUUCUGAUCUAUCUAUUCUAUCUAUCUAUCUAUCUAUCUAUCUAUCUAUCUAUCUAUCUCAUCCUAUACACUAA